CUGACUGUUGGCUGGGAGUAAUAAGUAAUAAUAUUACUUUAGAAAUGAGUUACUAGUAAUGAGUAAUAUAUUAAAUUUUUUUGAGUAAUGAGCCCAACACUGAUCAUAUGCAAAUGCAGGAUGUGAACUAGGAGGGUCAAACGCUGUCAGGGGAGGAUUCACACAACCUUUUAACAGUUCUGCUGUUAGAUCGCACACUGAACCACUGAAGAAAAUGUUUCACAAGUUUGUCUUGUUCUGUUUGUGCUGCUGGAGUCUGAGUGGUGUGUUUGGUGAGUCGGUGUCAGUGAUAGAGGAAGAUUCAGUCACUUUAUACACUGGUGUUACUGAAAUACGUGAAGGCAACACAAUACUGUGGAAAUAUGGAGCUCAAAUAGCUAAAAUUAAGAAAACUAAGCAAAUCAUCCCCACAUAUGAUGUUUCUGAUGAGAGAUUCAGAGACAGACUGAAACUGGACAAACAAACUGGAUCUCUGAUCAUCACAAAUACGUCAACUGAACAUGCUGGAGUUUAUCAACUAGAGAUAACUGGAGCGAAUCUAACAUCAAAAACAUUCAACGUUUCUGUCUAUGCUUGUCUGCCUGUUCCUGUCAUAAGAAGAAACUGUUCUUCAUCAUCAUCAUCACAGCAGAAUUGUUCAUUGUUGUGUUCAGUGGUGAAUGUGGGUCAUGUGACUCUCUCCUGGUACAAAGGAAACAGUUUAUUGUCCAGCAUCAGUGUGUCUGAUCUCAGCAUCAGUCUCUCUCUACCUCUGGAGGUGGAAUAUCAGGAUAAAAACACCUACAGCUGUGUGCUCAACAAUCCCAUCAGCAACCAGACCACACAUCUGGACAUCAUAGGACUUUGUCAAACAUGUGCAGAUUCAGUUUCUCUGAUAGUGCUGGUUUCUGCUGCUGCUGGAUCUCUGUUGAUUGUAGCUGCAGUCGGGAUCUUCUGCAUCUGCAGGAAACACAAAAAAAAUGAUCGAGAAGUUGAGACUUGUGAAGUAGAGAUCACUUAUGUCGAGAAGACAUUCUACAAAGGAAAUGCACAGAAAUCGCUGUGA
Molecule: messenger RNA, 1045 nt
Organism: Sinocyclocheilus anshuiensis
Lineage: Eukaryota; Metazoa; Chordata; Actinopteri; Cypriniformes; Cyprinidae
Product: SLAM family member 9-like
Exons: 6
Coding region: 215-1045 (276 amino acids)
Source: RefSeq, a predicted model, not a curated record